AUGGAUGUAAAGUCCAUUGCCAUCAUCGGCGCCGGUUCCGCCGGCCUCGCCGCUGCCAAAUACCUCAUGGCCGAGAAGAAAUUCUCCCAGAUCGACAUCUACGAGCAGCGCGCCACCACAGGCGGCGUCUGGAACACGAGCCCUCUUGACCGCGAACCCGGCUUUUCCAUCCCGCGCACGACGCCGACCUCGGAGCACGAGUAUGCCACCGUCAUCACCGGCGCUCCGGCGGGUAAUGACCGCCCAGGCGGUGGCAGUCCGGUGCACGUAGAGCUCGUCUCCCCCGUCUACGACCACCUGGAGACCAACAUCCCGCACGGCCUCAUGAGCUACACCGACCUCGAGUUCCCGCCCGGCACGGCGCUGUUCCCGGAGCACCCUGUGGUCCUGGCCUACAUCCAAGAGUACGGCAGGGACGUCGAGCACCUCAUCGCCUUCGAAACCCAGGUCCGAGACGUGCGCAAGACGAGCGCGGAUGACGGCACUGCUGCCUGGACGGUCGAGGCGAGGCACCUGAAGACCGGCGCCGUGUCCUCGAAGCGCUACGACGCCGUCGUCGUCGCGAGCGGGCACUACAGCGACCCGUUCGUGCCGAACGUCCCCGGCAUCGCCGAGUUUGAGGCCGCGCAUCCCGGCACCAUCAUCCACUCCAAAUUCUACCGUCGACCGGAGCAAUUUUCUGGCAAGAAGGUCCUCGUCGUCGGCAACUCGGCGUCCGGCAUCGACAUUAGCCACCAAAUCGUCACCACGGCGCAGCUCCCCGUGCUCAUCUCCGAAAAGGGUGCCCCCGGCGCCGAUCCCGCAGCGCUGCCCGCGCCGACCUCCUGGUCGCGCCACGUCGGCCAGGUCGCCGAGCUGCUACCCGCCACGCGCUCCGCGCGCCUCACCUCCGGCCGCGUCGAGUCCGGCCUCGACGCCGUCGUCUUCUGCACCGGCUACCACUACUCUUUCCCCUUCCUCACGUCCCUCGCGCCUCACCUCGCGGCGCCCGACGGCACCUACGCGGACCACCUGUGGGAGCACCUGCUGUACGCGCCGGACGCGACGCUCGCCGUGCUCGCGGUGCCCAAGCGCGUCGUCCCGUUCCCGCUCGCCGAGGCGCAGGCCGCCGUCGUCGCGCGCGCCUGGGCCGGCCGGCUUGACCUGCCGGCGCGCGCGGAGAGGGACGCCUGGGUGCGGCGGCUUGUCACGGAGGCCGCGCCGGCGGCGCGCCACACACUGAGCUACCCGCAGGACGCGGACUACAUUGACCGUUUGUAUGAGAUGAGUGCGCGGGCGCGGCCGGAUGCGGCGCGAGGGCUGGAGGGCGGCGGCGCGGGCAAGAGGCCGCCGUACUGGGACGAGGAGACGCGCUGGGUGCGCUCGCAAAUCUUUGCCAUCAAGGUCGCGAGUCGCGAGCUGGGCGAGCGACGCAAGGAGUGUAAGACGCUCGCGGAUCUCGGGUUUGAUUUCAAUGCGGUGAGGGAGCUGGCAUCGACGAAGGUGUAG
This is a messenger RNA of Cordyceps fumosorosea ARSEF 2679, 1488 nucleotides long. Its product is annotated as Flavin monooxygenase-like protein. The coding region runs from base 1 to 1488 and encodes 495 amino acids. Lineage: Eukaryota; Fungi; Ascomycota; Sordariomycetes; Hypocreales; Cordycipitaceae. Gene Ontology annotation, molecular function: flavin adenine dinucleotide binding; N,N-dimethylaniline monooxygenase activity; NADP binding. The transcript has 3 exons. The record is from RefSeq and is a predicted model, not a curated record.